CGUCCCCGGGGCUCGACCAAUAGCGCGGCGCACAUUCACCCGGAAGUCCCUCCUCCACGCUCGAAGCAGGCAAACAUGGCAGCUGUCAGCAACAGCAACCAGGACAUCUCUGCGUCUAUCGGCGGCAUUUUGAAUGAAAAACACCGCGCAGGGCACCUGCAGGUGUUGAAGACGUUCACGGCUGCGUUACGGGAAAGAGAAUACAGGGAUGCCGUGGAGGAGCAGGCGUUCUCCAGUCUCCUGCAGGUCCUCACCAGGCUGAGCGACGAGCUCCAGGCCGUCAGAGAGACCAGCGAGGACCUGCAGUCCGUCGGUCUGCAGCUGCAGCUGACCGCCGAGUGCUUCAGGGCCCAGAGGAACUCGUGUGUCCAGAGCACACGCAACCAGAGUCUGCUCAGGGAGCUUGGUUUCGUUGAUGUUUCACUUAAGCUUCUGAACUUCCUUCAGAAAUCACAUUUGGAGAGUAUCGAUGGCAUGUUUGAAGCUCUCCGUUGUGGGAUUCAGUUCCUCGGUAACUUGGCUGUGGGACACCAAAUGUGUAAAGAUGACAUUUGGGAGCUGAGCUUCCCAAAUCUUUUCCUGGAGCUGCUCAGGGCUGAUGAUGAGAAGACGGUGAGCUACGCCUCCAUGGUUCUCCACACGUGUCUGGAUGAAGUCAAGGUGGAGGAGAUGUCGAAGCCGCAGAACAUCCAGCUGGCGUUCAGGGUGAUGGAGCUCUGUAGGACUCAACCUGAACUGGACUGGACGGUUCUCAUUGCAACCCAGCACUUUCUCAAAUCCUCAGAUCUGGUGGAGAACAUGUACUCAGGGAUGUCUCACCAUGAACGAGUUACGUUGCUGGAACUGCUCUUUGCCCAGCUAAGAGAGGAAGACUCAGAGGAGUGCGGCGUCCCACCCAGCGUGGCUCGUUUCGUGGCUAAUUCCUUCCAGACAGGUUGUGGAGCUGUGCUCACACUUGCCACUGGUUCUGCCUCCAGCAAUGAGGUCCUGCAGGAGGCACUGACAGUGAUCAGUCUGCUUGAUGUUUUGUGUGAGAUGACCUCAGGCCACAGACAGUUCAUGUUCCUGCAGGAUCACCCUGACCUUCUCAUGACCACUGUUGAGCUCCUGGGGCAGGUGCACGCCAUAGGGAAGGCCAGUAAGAAUAUUUUCAGUGCUGCUCAGAACUUCUCCUCCUUCAGUGGUGAUGGAGACUCUUCUCCUGUAAUCGGCUUCAAGGCUCAUCUCAUCCGGCUGAUAGGAAAUCUCUGUCACAGCAACACCAACAACCAGAACAAGGUGAGAGAACUGGAAGGCAUCCCCCUCAUCCUGGACAACUGCAACAUAGACAGCAACAACCCAUUCAUCAGCCAAUGGGCCAUCUUUGCCAUCAGGAAUCUCCUUGAAAAGAACUUGCAGAACCAGGAGCUGGUGGCCGAGCUGGAACGCUGCGGCCCCGCUGACUACUCUGCUCUCAGGGAGCUGGGAUUCCUGGUGGAGGAGCGAGAUGGAGGUUUGCUGCUCAAAUCUGUGAGGAAAGACUCAUAAAAACCUCGGAGCAGCAGCCAAGAAGAGGAGAGCCUCGACCCACAAGCAGGUUUUCAUGUGAUGUCAUUGUUCAGAAGGGAAUAAAGUACAUGUGCAUGCGCUUGUGUGAACAUGUACUUAUACUUUACCGCAAGCUCCUUAAUGUUACCCAGUAUUUAAAAAACAAA
Molecule: messenger RNA, 1694 nt
Organism: Paralichthys olivaceus (Japanese flounder)
Lineage: Eukaryota; Metazoa; Chordata; Actinopteri; Pleuronectiformes; Paralichthyidae
Gene: atxn10
Product: ataxin 10
Biological process (GO): neuron projection development
Cellular component (GO): cytosol
Source: RefSeq, a predicted model, not a curated record